Molecule: messenger RNA, 2128 nt
Organism: Effrenium voratum
Lineage: Eukaryota; Dinophyceae; Suessiales; Symbiodiniaceae
Source: the annotation of a GenBank genome assembly
AGCAAAGGCUCAUGACCUGCCCGGUCAAAAGAGAGAGCGCUGCGAGCGUUGCCUUUCCAUUCAGCCAUGCCCUGUACUGUAUGAGAACGCAUUCUCGUCACUCAAGAGGGGGAUGUUGCUCCUUGGCCUCAACUCGCCUUUUUCGUGGUUGCUUUGGAAGCACUGAAGGAGGGAAAAACCCCUGUGACGAGGUGCGCCGCGUGCCCUGGUCACUUUGCGACCUUCCCAGACCCGCGGAGCAACAGAACCACAAGCACAGCCGUUGCUGCUCCGUGCGAGCCUUCAGUUGGUGAUGGCACAGUUCUUGCUCAAAGGUUGCAAGGCCUGACGGAAUGAAGCGACACAAUGGUUUUUGCCGUUAGUUGGAACCAAAGCGCUGAGUCCAUCUCAAGCAUUUGAAGGCAGAUUCAAUUAAUGAUCUUUUGGCCGUGACAGUUUGCAGGGUACAUGGAAUCAUGUUCGGGGCCUCGAUUUUUUUGUGCUUCUUCCCAUCAACUUCUGCAGUGAUCAGUGCCAGCCUCGCUCAUGGCGGGCCGCAAGCGAAAGCUUUCACAGCCGCAAUUGCCCACAGACUUCAUGUCGCUGGAAUUGGAGUCAGAGAGCGAGACAGAGGAAGAAACCCGCCCAGCUGGCUUCAGCUGGGCUAGCCCACGUGCAGCGUCUAUGGACUGGUCCUGCACCGAUCUGAUGCUGGACCACGAGAUGAUGCCUGGCGGCUUGCGGCUGCAGCGCGCUCCCCAGCUGUUGCCGGGGCUGUGGGCCUUUGCCCGCGGCCGGCAUGGUGCGUAUCAGGGCCGCCACAGCUGGCGUGUGAAGAUUCCCGCACGGCCGAAGGCCAAUUCAUUGCUCUUUGGCGUGCUGGUGCAGUGGCCCGGCUGUCAGCCACUCCCCGGACCUGGCGAGUCCCCGCACCUUGUUUUGUUGGCAGACUCCGGCGAGCACGUCUUCACCUCGGGUCUGUCUGGGGAUUUGUUGCGGACGAAUUUGCUUCGCGGCCUGCGGGCAGGCGACGUGGUGGAGGUCCAGGCUGACUUCAGCCAGCGGCGCCUUCGCUUCCGCCUGGGCCCGGAAGAAGCGGAGGUGUCGCUUCCGGGGAGGCGGGACACGGCACGGAGCAGCGGCGCGGCGGGGCCUUCGCGCUUGCGGGAGGCGGCUUUCCACUUCUUCGUUGCUUUGCGGGAGGGCGCAGUGGAGCUUUCCGAGCCGAGCGGCGUGGGCGGUGUGGGGCCACGCAGCACCCCGGAGGCCCUUGUGUUGGCAGGCCCCCAGGGCAGUGGCAAGACCCGGUGGGCGCAGCAGGCGGCAGCCGCCAGCGGCAUUGGCUUGGUUCUGAAUGCGGAAUGGUUGCUGCACCGCUCCAACUUUUGCGAAGCUGUGGCCAGUGACGAUGAAGAUCUGGAAGUAACGGAUCCUGCGAAAUAUCGCCAGAAAAUGGCAGAGCUGCUGGCAAAGGCUUUUAGCCUUCCAGACCCGGAGGAGCCAGAGCUGCAGAAAGCGCUUGGCAUGGCUGAGGCGCGCAGACUUCUGCCGGAGGUGCUGCCCAGUUUGCUGGCCCGGGCUGCGCAGCGCGGGGUGGGCGUCGUUGCAGACGACGAGCACUUGCAGGCGCAGAGCCGCGCUCGGGUGCGCGCCGCGCUGGUUCGCUUCCCGGGGCGCGUGCGCUGGGUGGUGGUCAUCCCUGACAACGUGGAGGAGCUGCAGAGGCGCAUCAAGGCCAGAGAAGCGAUGGAGGCGACGGCCACGGAGCCGGAGGUGGCUGGAUCUGCCUCCCUGCCGGGGGACGGAGAAGCCGUGCCUGUGGAGUACGCGGAGGGCAGUGCUGCGGCCUGCCGUGAGGUGUUCCGAGUCUGGCAAGGGCACGUCCGACAUCCGGAGCAAAGUCAAUGCGUGCAGAGCUUUUUUGAACCCUUUGGAGAGGUGAAUGGAUUUGUCAGCACGGAGGGCAUGCGCCGCUACUAGUACGCCUGCAACAUCAUUGAGCGCGGAUGAGAGAUGCCCUCCACGGACUCCGCGCAGCUGCUCCUCGGCCCAACCGGCGAAGUUGGUCAAGGCGAGUCUCUGACGUGACUUCGAUCCCUUCAAGAUGCUUCCGAAAGGAGUUGUUGCGACUCAGGCGAUUCAAGACAAC